This is a messenger RNA of Pedinophyceae sp. YPF-701, 1650 nucleotides long. The record is from the annotation of a GenBank genome assembly. NCBI's taxonomy places the organism in Eukaryota, Viridiplantae, Chlorophyta, Pedinophyceae.
AUGAUCAAUUGCAAGGCCUGCUUCACGCCUCCAGGCGCCGCGGCGCGCCGCAGCGUCGGCAGCGCGGCGCAGAGAGCCGACAUCCGCCGAUCGACGACGGCGCUCGGCCGCUCCGUGCCGGCCGCGGCCGCCAGGACGGCGGGAGCGGCGCGCCGCGCCGGCCGCUGCAGCGCAGCCAACUCGGUCCAGGCCAAGUCGCAGUGCGGGAACUACGACUACGACCUCGUCACGAUCGGCGGCGGCUCCGGCGGCGUGCGCGGGUCCCGCUUUGCAUCCUCCUACGGCGCGAGCGUCGCCCUGGUGGAGAUGCCGUUCGGCACGGUCUCGUCCGACACCGUCGGCGGCAUGGGCGGCACGUGCGUGCUGCGCGGGUGCGUCCCGAAGAAGCUGCUCGUGUACGCGAGCGAGUUCAACGAACACUUCAAGGACUCGGUGGGAUACGGAUUCGAGGAUCGGGCUCUUCCGGCGCACUCCUGGGAGACCCUGAUCGGGAACAAGAACAAGGAGCUCCAGAGGCUGAACAACGUGUACGGCAACAUCAUCAAGAACGCCGGCGUGGAGCACUUCGAGGGCCGUGCCACCAUCGCGGGCCCAAACACCAUCGAGAUCGCCAAGCCGGACGGGUCGAAGACGCAGGUGACGACGAAGCACAUCCUGAUCGCGACGGGCGGGCGGCCGCGCGCGCUCGGCAUCCCCGGCGGCGAGCUCGCGAUCAACUCGGACCACGCGCUCGAGCUCGACGCGCGCCCGGACAAGAUUGCGAUCGUCGGCGGCGGAUACAUCGGGCUGGAGUUCGCGUGCAUCUUCAACGGGCUCGGGUCCGAGGUGUACAGCCUGAUGCGCAGCGAGGGCUCGUUCUUGCGCGGGUUCGACAACGAGUGCCGCACGUUCCUCAAGGACCAAAUGACGGGCCACGGCGUCAACAUCAUGGACGGCUGGGAGCCCGUGGAGAUCAGGAAGCGCGACGACGGGAAGCUCGACCUCGACCUCAAGUCCAGCAGCGGGGAGACGAAGACGCUCGAGGGCCUGGACCAGGUCAUGUGCGCCACGGGCCGCGACUCGAACUCGAGGAACCUGGGUCUGGAGACGGUGGGCGUCGAGGUGAACAAGCGCGGCGACAUCGUGGUCGACGAGUACUCGCGCACGACCGCGGAGAACGUCUGGGCCGUCGGCGACGUGACCAACCGCAUCAACCUCACGCCUGUCGCGCUGAUGGAGGGCAUGGCCUUUGCCGCGACAGCGUUCGCCGACAAGCCGACGAAGCCGGACCACAGCGCCGUCGCGUCGGCCGUCUUCACGCAGCCGUCGCUGACGACGGUGGGGAUGUCCGAGGAGGAGGCGGUGGAGUCCCUGGGCGACGUUGACGUGUACACCUCCAGCUACAAGCCGAUGCGCAACACGCUCGCGGGCAACGAGGGCCGCGAGAUGAUGAAGCUGGUCGUCGACGCGAAGACGGACAAGGUCGUCGGCGUGCACAUGGUCGGGCACGGGUCCAGCGAGAUCGUGCAGGGCUUCGCGGUGGUGGUCAAGGCCGGCGUCACGAAGACCGUGAUGGACUCGACCGUCGGGAUCCACCCGUCAUCCGCGGAGGAGUUCGUCACGAUGCGCAGCGUGUCCCGGCAGUACCGCGGCGGCAAGCUGCAGGAGUGA